Messenger RNA from Myotis lucifugus (little brown bat), 3143 nucleotides. RefSeq names its product mediator complex subunit 24 (gene MED24). The transcript is spliced from 25 exons. Gene Ontology annotation, cellular component: mediator complex. The coding region runs from base 1 to 2727 and encodes 908 amino acids. The record is from RefSeq and is a predicted model, not a curated record. Gene Ontology annotation, molecular function: transcription coregulator activity. Lineage: Eukaryota; Metazoa; Chordata; Mammalia; Chiroptera; Vespertilionidae.
AUGGCACCUUUGAAUGCCCCAAAUCAUCUUCUGAAUGGGUUCAUGCUUAGGAUGUCAUUUGCGAUGGUGUCCUACUCCUCUGUCCUCACAGCUAUCAGUAAGUUUGAUGACUUUUCCCGUGACCUGUGUGUCCAGGCGUUGCUAGAUAUCAUGGACAUGUUUUGUGACCGACUAAGCUGUCAUGGCAAAGCAGAGGAGUGCAUCGGGCUGUGCCGGGCCCUUCUCAGCGCCCUCCACUGGCUGCUGCGCUGCACUGCAGCCUCUGCCGAGCGGCUCCAGGAGGGGCUGGAGGCUGGCACUCCAGCUGCGGGGGAGAAGCAGCUUGCCAUGUGCCUGCAGCGCCUGGAGAAGACCCUCGGCAGCACCAAGAACCGGGCCCUGCUCCACAUCGCCAAACUCGAGGAGGCCUCAUUGCAUACAUCCCAGGGACUUGGGCAGGGUGGCACCCGAGCCAAUCAACCAACAGCCUCCUGGACAGCUAUUGAACAUUCUCUCUUGAAGCUUGGGGAGAUCUUGGCCAAUCUCAGCAACCCCCAGCUCCGGAGCCAGGCUGAGCAGUGCGGCACACUCAUUAGGAGCAUCCCCACGAUGCUGUCCGUGCACUCCGAGCAGCCGAACAAAACUGGCUUCCCCACAGUCCACGCGCUGGUCCUGCUCGAGGGCACCAUGAACCUGACAGGCGAGACCCAGCCCCUGGUGGAGCAGCUGAUGAUGGUGAAGCGCAUGCAGCAUAUCCCCACUCCACUUUUUGUCCUGGAGAUCUGGAAAGCUUGCCUCGUGGGCCUCAUCGAGUCUCCCGAGGGUACGGAGGAGCUCAAGUGGACGGCCUUCACCUUCCUCAAGAUUCCACAGGUUUUGGUGAAGUUGAAGAAAUACUCUCAUGGGGACAAGGACUUUACCGAAGAUGUCAAUUGUGCCUUUGAGUUCCUGCUGAAGCUCACACCCUUGCUGGACAAAGCUGACCAGCGCUGCAACUGUGACUUUACAGACUUCCUCCUUCAGGAAUGUAGGAAGCAGGGGCUUCUGUCUGAGGCCAGUGUGAACAACCUGAUGACCAAGCGUGCAGCAGACCGGGAGCACGCACCCCAGCAGAAAUCAGGAGAGAACGCCAACAUCCAGCCCAAUCCUGGGCUGAUCCUCCGAGCGGAGCCCACUGUUACCAACAUCCUCAAGACGAUGGAUGCAGACCACUCCAAGUCCCCGGAGGGGCUGCUGGGGGUCCUGGGCCACAUGCUGUCUGGGAAGAGUCUGGACUUGUUGCUGGCUGCAGCCGCUGCCACUGGGAAGCUUAAGUCCUUCGCCCGGAAAUUCAUCAAUUUGAACGAGUUCACGACACACGGCAGCGAAGAAAGCACCAAAUCGGCCUCCGUCCGAGCCUUGCUCUUCGACAUCUCCUUCCUCAUGCUGUGCCACGUGGCCCAGACCUAUGGCUCCGAGGUGAUCCUGUCUGAGUCGAGCGCAGGGGCAGAGGUGCCCUUCUUUGAGACCUGGAUCCAGACCUGCAUGCCCGAGGAGGGCAAAAUCUUGAAUCCUGACCACCCCUGCUUCCGGCCGGACUCCACCAAAGUGGAGUCCCUAGUGGCCCUGCUCAACAACUCCUCCGAGAUGAAGCUGGUGCAGAUGAAUUGGCACGAGGCCUGUCUCAGCAUUUCAGCCGCCAUCUUGGAAAUCCUCAACGCCUGGGAGAACGGGGUGCUGGCCUUCGAGUCCAUCCAGGUAGCCCUCCCCUUCUACAAUGAGAGGGUGGUGAUCAUGAGCUCGAUCCUGGAGCACAUGUGUGCUGACGUGCUGCAGCAGACGGCCACGCAGAUCAAGUUCCCGUCCACGGGCAUGGACACGAUGCCCUACUGGAACCUGCUGCCCCCUAAGCGACCCAUCAAGGAGGUGCUGACAGACAUAUUUGCCAAGGUGCUGGAGAAGGGGUGGGUGGACAGUCGCUCCAUCCACAUCUUUGACACCUUGCUGCACAUGGGAGGCGUCUACUGGUUCUGCAACAACCUGAUUAAGGAGCUGUUAAAGGAGACGCGGAAGGAGCACACACUGCGGGCGGUGGAGCUGCUCUACUCCAUCUUCUACCUGGACAUGCAGCAGGUGACCCUGGUCCUGCUGGGCCACAUCCUGCCUGGCCUGCUCACCGACUCCUCCAAGUGGCACAGCCUCAUGGACCCCCCUGGCACCGCACUCGCCAAGCUAGCCGUCUGGUGUGCCCUGAGUUCCUAUUCCUCCCACAAGGGACAGGCAUCUUCCCACCAGAAGAAGAGACACCGUGAAGACAUCGAGGACUACAUCAGCCUCUUCCCCUUGGAUGACAUGCAGCCCUCGAAGCUGAUGCGCCUCCUGAGCUCCAAUGAGGAGGAUGCCAACAUCCUUUCCAGUCCCGCCGACCGGUCCAUGAGCAGCUCCUUGUCAGCCUCCCAGCUCCACACAGUUAACAUGAGAGACCCACUGAACCGAGUCCUGGCCAACCUGUUCCUGCUCAUUUCCUCCAUCCUGGGCUCGCGGACGGCGGGCCCCCACACGCAGUUCGUGCAGUGGUUCAUGGAGGAGUGUGUGGACUGCCUGGAGCAGGGCAGCCGGGGCAGCAUCCUGCAGUUCAUGCCCUUUACCACCGUAUCGGAACUGGUGAAGGUGUCAGCCAUGUCCAGCCCCAAGGUGGUUCUGGCCAUCACGGACCUCAGCCUGCCCCUGGGCCGCCAGGUGGCUGCCAAGGCCAUUGCUGCCCUCUGAGGGGCUUCGAAUGGCCACAAGGCCCCGCAGGGAGGGUCUAGCCCCAGGCGCCUCGAAAGGGAACAGUGCGGAAAGAUGAGGAAUCAUUGCUCACAUCCACAUGAUGUAAGCCCUUUGCCAGCUUCCAGAUCCCUCCCCGUCCCUGACUUCUGGCUGCUAAGAUGCCCCCCAUCUCUUCCAUCAUUUCCUCUCCCUGCUGCCAGCACCUGAUGAGUGUGAGCAGCCUGGCUCCUUAGCUCAGGAUGGUCUCCCCGCACCGCACCCGCUCCUGUGCUCCCUGCCUCCUCCCAAGAGGCACUUAGGUGCGGAGUGUGCAUAUGUAUGUAUCUGUGUAUUUAAACAUGUUUGCAACACAUGAGGGACGUUCACGUCAGCUCACUUGUAAAUAAAGAUCCUGUGGAUCCCUUUGUAAGUGC